GUCAUCCACAACUUCAGGAAGAUCUGAAGAGGUUCUUGCUUCAACAGUGAUUGAACGGAACUUCGAUCUAGUCGAAAUUUCAUAUUUUCUACGUUUUUGAUAAUAAAACGAUAAAAACCCGCCGAAAUGGAGACUUCUCAGAUUCGCCAGAACUACGACCGCGACUGCGAGGCUUUGAUCAACAAGAUGAUCAACUUGGAGCUUUACGCUGGAUACACCUACACCUCCAUGGCUUUCUACUUCAAACGGGACGAUGUCGCUCUUGCUGGUUUUGCCAAGUUCUUCAAGAAGAACAGCGAGGAGGAGCGUGAGCAUGCUGAGAAGUUCAUGGAGCUCCAGAACAAGAGGGGAGGACGCAUUGUGCUUCAGGACGUAAAGAAACCUGAGCGUGAUGUUUGGGGCAAUGGACUGAUUGCUAUGCAGUGUGCUCUUCAGCUGGAGAAGAACGUCAACCAGGCUCUGCUGGAUCUGCACAAGGUCGCCUCUGAGAGGGGAGACCCUCAUCUGUGUGACUUCCUGGAGACUCACUACCUGAAUGAGCAGGUUGAGGCCAUCAAGAAACUUGGAGACCACAUCACCAACCUUUCCAAGAUGGAUGCUGGAAACAACAGGAUGGCCGAGUACCUGUUUGACAAGCACACCCUGGAUGGAGACAGCAGCUAAAUGCAGCUCAAAGAUCCUACCAAUACAAAAUGAAUAGAAAUACUAUUCUCUUAAAUAUAUUCUCAUCAAACAGCUCCUGUGCAAAUUAUCUUAAGCCUGAGAGGUUUAAAGGUUAACAUCAAACAAAAUAUCCUG
Puntigrus tetrazona (Sumatra barb) is the source of this 798-nucleotide messenger RNA. Its product is annotated as ferritin, middle subunit-like. Gene Ontology annotation, biological process: iron ion transport; intracellular iron ion homeostasis. Gene Ontology annotation, cellular component: cytoplasm. Gene Ontology annotation, molecular function: ferric iron binding; ferrous iron binding. Lineage: Eukaryota; Metazoa; Chordata; Actinopteri; Cypriniformes; Cyprinidae. The record is from RefSeq and is a predicted model, not a curated record. The transcript has 4 exons. Bases 127 to 663 code for a protein of 178 amino acids.